Tarenaya hassleriana is the source of this 773-nucleotide messenger RNA. Its product is annotated as NADH dehydrogenase [ubiquinone] 1 alpha subcomplex subunit 8-B-like. The record is from RefSeq and is a predicted model, not a curated record. Gene Ontology annotation, biological process: mitochondrial electron transport, NADH to ubiquinone. The transcript is spliced from 3 exons. The coding region runs from base 178 to 498 and encodes 106 amino acids. Lineage: Eukaryota; Viridiplantae; Streptophyta; Magnoliopsida; Brassicales; Cleomaceae.
UCUCUGUGGGGGGUAGAAGACUCGAAGUCGAUCCGGAGAAAAGUGUCAGACGAGCUUCGUUGUCUGUUCAUUUAUUUCUACUUCUUGCAAUUGAGCGGGAAUUUGUGAAAUUUUGAUUCUCUGUUCGUUUUUUUUUGGAUUUGAUUGAUUUGGGUUAGGGAUUUAGGAAUCUGAGCGAUGGCGAGUGCGGUGGACGCGACGGGGGACCCGAUUCCGACGUCGUCGGUUCUGACGGCGUUGGCGAAGCACAUAGGGGUCAGGUACAUGCCCGAGAACGUCGCAUUCCUCAAAUGCAAGAAGAAUGACUCUAACCCGGAGAAGUGCCUGGACAAGGGGCGUGACGUCACUCGCUGCGCGCUUGGCCUGCUGAAAGAUCUUCACCAGAAAUGCACGAAGGAGAUGGAUGCGUAUGUGGGUUGCCUGUAUUACUACACCAACGAGUUCGAUUUGUGUCGGAAUGAGCAACUUGCUUUCGAGAAAGCUUGUCCUCUCGACUGAGUUGAACUCGGGUUGCAGCAGCGAAAGAGGAUUGUUACGCCAACAGAGGAAUUUUGGCGGGAGAGAUUAAGGAAACUGAUAACAAAGAGCACUUUGUCAAAGGCCGGUUCCCGAGGCCCCUUAAUGGGCGUAAUAGUGACGCGUUAAUGGGCUUUAUGGCCCAUUUGAUUUUUCAUCUUUACGGCCCAUUUGGUUGAAUUACAAAAUUAUGGACGUAUAACUCAUUUUUUGUAUUUAUUUGAAAUAUUCUCUAAUUUGUGUCAUCUAUUCUAUUA